AUGAAGUGGCUGAGUGUUUUUGCGCUGUUUCUGGCGUUAGUUGCGGCUGAGAACCCCGAAGAAAAUGUUGGUGUUCACGAUCCGGACCUUUUUGAGGGAGACAUGAUUCUCACACCCGAGCAGCGUAUGGCAGCCGAGAAGGGACUGGAUGUGGACAAUCUUUCUGGUAGAGCUUCGAUCAAAAGCAAACUGUGGCCCAAUGGUGUCAUGUAUUAUGAGAUCGACUCCAGUCUCUCGGGAAAUUCUCAAGCCAUGGCAGCUAUCAGGGCAGGGAUGCAGGAAUGGACAAGCAAAACAUGUAUCCGGUUCAAGAGAGGUCACGCUUUGGGAUUUUUCCACGAACAAUCUCGCCCUGACAGGGAUAACUACGUCACAAUAAUGUGGGACAACAUCAUUCAAGCGAACAAGUUUAAUUUCCAAAAGUAUGGCCGUGGAACCAUCGAUUCCUUGGGUACUGCAUAUGACUAUGGGAGCGUGAUGCAUUACCAGAGCACAGCCUUCACAAAGAACGGAAAACCUACAAUCGUGUCCAAGAGGCCAGGGAUCACACUUGGUCAGCGUCGGGGAUUGAGCUCGAUAGACGCAAGGCAAAUGGACCUCCUUUACAAGAAGGAGUGUCAAGGAGGUGGAGGUGGGGGAGGAGGAGGUGGAGGCGGAGGUGGGGGAGGAGGAGGUGGAGGGGGUGGAGGCGGUGGUGGAGGUGAAUAA
Molecule: messenger RNA, 708 nt
Organism: Pocillopora damicornis (cauliflower coral)
Lineage: Eukaryota; Metazoa; Cnidaria; Anthozoa; Scleractinia; Pocilloporidae
Product: zinc metalloproteinase nas-15-like
Biological process (GO): proteolysis
Molecular function (GO): zinc ion binding; metalloendopeptidase activity
Source: RefSeq, a predicted model, not a curated record